Mauremys reevesii (Reeves's turtle) is the source of this 5557-nucleotide messenger RNA. Its product is annotated as NACHT, LRR and PYD domains-containing protein 3-like. Lineage: Eukaryota; Metazoa; Chordata; Testudines; Geoemydidae. Gene Ontology annotation, cellular component: cytoplasm. Gene Ontology annotation, molecular function: protein binding. The record is from RefSeq and is a predicted model, not a curated record. The transcript has 13 exons. Bases 382 to 3684 code for a protein of 1100 amino acids.
CUUACUUAUGUGGACAGACUGCCAGGGAAAUCUUUGUUUGGCGCAGUGAGGAUUUCACACACAAGUCACUUGCAUUUCCCAUGCUGAAGAAAGUUCUAAAGCACCGAGUCAGCUGCCGGGAAGUUAGUGUCUGAAACGCUUUGGGCCUGACUCUUUUCUCACCCCCCACUGGUUUGACACUAACGUAGCCCAUUGACUUCAGUGGAAUUAUUCCUGAUUACCAGCAGCAUGAGAGGAGAAUGUGUCUUCAGCUUUGUUAUUUUGAGGAAAUAAAACUCUGCGGUUGCUGAGCUGGCGAAUUUCAUUUUCAUUUGGAGUUCUUUCCAGUGCUGAAAGCACGCAUCUCGUGACCUGUAUGGCAACUGACCUUCAUUGGGUGCAAUGACGGAAACGUGCCAAGACAUCCUGCUGACGAUCUUGGAGGAGCUGGUAGAGGGACAGAGAAAGAAGUUUAAAUUGAAACUCAGUGACAUUCAACUGAGGAAGGGCUAUGCAAACAUUCCCACGGGACAUCUGGAGAAAGCUGAUGUAACGGACAUGGUUGAUCUGCUGAUUAGAUACUACCAACAGGAGUAUGCUAUGGAGGUGGUGAUAAACGUGCUGGAUCAAAUCAAUGAUAAGGAUCUGGCUGAAAGGUUGAGAAGAAAGUCAGCUGAAGUAUGGAAAACCAGACCUGUUUCUGUAAAGCCCCCUGACAUCGACCACAGAGCGAACUAUGUGGCCUCCGUGAAGGAAAAAUUUAGAAGAGUGAAGGAUUAUAAUUCCAGGCCAGGAGAAUGGGUGUCUUUGGAAGACCGCUACACAAAGCUCUUUAUAGUAAAAAAACACCAUCAAACAGAAGAUAAAGAACAUGAGCUACUCUCUAGAGGAAAAAGACACAUGGAUAUCAUGAGGAAGCCGAGCAGCUUUGUGAACUCCCAUGUUAAUGUGGAACAUCUUUUUGACACAUUAUCAGAUGGCACAAUAACCAGAAAAGUGAUCUUACAAGGAAUAGCAGGGAUUGGAAAGACCGCUACAGUUGGCAAAAUUAUGUAUGAUUGGUCAUCUGGGAGGCUUUACCAGGGCAGAUUUGAUUAUGUUUUUCAUUGGAGCUGCAGGGAGCUAAACCAAAGAACAGAAAAACUGAGCCUAGCUCAAUUAAUUUUACAAAACUGGGGACAUCCAAAGCCAGAGAUAGGAGAAAUUUUGUCUUGCCCAGAAAAAGUCUUGUUCAUCAUCGACGGCUUUGAUGAACUCAGGUUUCCUGAGGAUUAUGAUAAAAGUAAAAGCUUAUCCUGUGAUUUGGACACGCCUCACUCAACAGCAGCAGCUGUGGUGGAAAGUCUCCUCAGCAGCCAGAGCCUUUCAGAAGCAUGCCUUCUUGUCACAACGAGACCCUUAGCCAUAGGAAUGCUGGAGACCCAUAUGGAAGCCGACCUCUGGGCAGAGAUUGUGGGCUUCUUGGAGGAAGACAGAAAGGAGUUUUUCAAGAAGUUCUUCAAAGAUGAAGAGAAAGCAGCUUUUGCCUACAGUUAUAUUCAAGAAAAUGAUGUAGUGUUCACCAUGUGUUUCGUCCCCCUCAUCUGCUGGAUUGUCUGUACAACCCUGAGCCUUCAAUUGAGGUAUAGCAAAGAGCUCAAUCCGAAGGUGAGCACAACCACCGAAAUAUUUACCUAUUUUGUGGCCACUUUAUUGCAGUCCCAUGGUCGUGCACAGACAUCCACACAAGACCUUUUUCACAACCUUGGAUCAUUGGCCUAUGGUGGUGUGAGGGACCAGAAAGUGCUGUUUGAUGAGAGUAUGCUGAGAAAGUGUAACUUGGAGGUGUCAAAAGGCCCAUCAACUUUCCUCACGGAAUUGCUGCAGGCAGAUAUUUUUGUGGAAACUAUCUAUAGCUUUGUGCAUUUGACUGUGCAGGAACUGUUUGCUGCCUUGUUCACCUUCUGGAACAAGGAGAAAGCUUCUGAGCUCUUGAAAGAAGCCUUUGUGGAGAAUAAAAGCCAUUUGAUCUUAACUGUUCGCUUUCUGUUUGGUUUGAACAAUGACAAGUCACUAAAGCCUUUGAAAAGGUACUAUGAAACCAGCAUGGGCAUCUCAACGGAUGAGCUGCUGAAAUGGACUAAGAAGGCAUUGCUUAUUUGCCAGGAACAGGGCGAGGAGAGCCGUCUCCUCCUGGAGCUGUUGCAUUGUUUGUUUGAGAUUCAGGAUGAGGAGUUUGUUAGAAGUGCUUUGGAGGAGAUGAAGGAAGUGGUCUUCCUGGAGAACAGUCUAGGGCAGGAUGACCAACAGGUGAUCCUGUACAGUCUGCAGCAUGCCAAGGAAUUGAGUCAGCUGAAAUUGGGCAGUCUGAAAGAGAGGGACAUGAUCAAACUGGUUCCGUUGCUAGGGAAAUGCAAACAGAUCCAUUUUAACGCCUCUGGAAUCUCAUUGUCUACGGUACUCAAGGUGUGUGCUCACCUUUUACAAAAGCUUAGAAUGACCAGACUGCACGUGGACCACGAAGCAGAAGACGAAAUGUAUUUUACAGUGGAAGCGAGCUGUGAAAGGGGCCCUUGCACAAUAACUUUAGAUAACUUUCCUGAAGACACUGCCAUUGCGAUUUGUGACCACGUUAUUCCAGCUCACCCUGGCAUUGUCACCCUUGAUGUGAACGGGAUUCGGGGAAGCAAGGAAUUUGUAAAUAGCCUGAAGAACAGUCUUCUGGACUCGGACUGCAGACUGGAAUCAGUGGGCUUCAACAUUGAGAACCCCAGACUCCAGGCUUUCCAGGACAUCUGCCAACAUCUUGCUACUUGCCGUAGCCCGAGAAAAUUCCUCUUAUUCCGAAGGUAUGAGGAGGAUGCAAUACAUUUUGGAUAUGAGGCAAAGGAUGAGGAGAAGAGUGGCAAAAGACUCCAAAAGAAAAAGAAGAAUCAAAAGAGAAAGGGAAAGAAUGAGGCACAGAAAAAGUGUUUUCCCUGGCCAUGUUUAAUAAGGAAAACGAGUGAGAAAAAGGAAAAGAAAAAAGACUGCAUUGCUGUCCUCUCCUGUCUCCCUGAAGAGUAUUUUCUUGAGCUCACCAAGUGGGUCACCUCCACGUUCACUCCGCUAACCCUGUGCCUGGAUGAAAAUUCCAUCAAUGAUGAGCAGAUGAAAACAAUAUGCGAAAAUCUGAACAGUACUGAUUAUCAGCUUCAGUCGCUGAGCCUUCGCUCUUGCAGCAUAACCCACAAGAGCAUGGCUAAUAUCUGCUCGCUAUUCCUCUGCAACACGGCAGUCUCCUUGGACCUGCAUAGCAACCCCGUGGGGGAUGAAGGAGUUAAAAUACUUGCGGCGUGCCUGAGGAGUAAAAGUUGCUGCCUAGAAAAACUGAGCUUAUCAAGUGCUGAUCUCACAGAAGACUGUGUCCCUGCCAUCACCUCUCUGUUUUCCCAGAAGAACACCCUGAUUUGGCUUGACCUGAGCUUUAAUAACCUCGGAGAUGGUGGAGUGAAAGCCUUGUGCUCUGCCCUGAAAGAUAAGGAGAGCCAUCUUGAGAAGCUAAUCCUUGAAGACAAUGGCAUCACUAACAACUGUGAGCAGGAACUCAUCCAACUCAUUGAAAACACCCUGUCUCUGAAAUACCUGUGCUUGGAUGAUAAUAAGUUUACAUCCACCUCCAGAACCCGCAUCUAUGAUGUAUGGGACAAGUAUCAUGAUGAUGAGGAGGAGGUGGAGGAAGACUGACUGUGAAUCACAGGCACUGCACUCAAUUCUCCCUUCUUGGCUGUGAAGGUAGGUGCAGAUCUCGAGAACUUCAGUAUAUUACACAAACAUGGUGCUAAGGAAAGGUACCAGAAUGAAACCACUGGGAUUUUUACAGUAAAUUCUUUACACACUGAACAAAGUGCAACACGGGAUGCAGCAGUGCAAUCAUUUCCUAUACUGCUCUUCCUAUGAGCCUCAACCCUGGCAUGGAUGGAGCAUCUCUAAGGAUGAGAUGGUUACAGUCUCCAUGCUCACCCAGGCCUUGGCUUUUCUGAUGUGACUGGCAUAAAGGGUGCCAAGCAGAGGUGAUGGAAGAGAGAACAAAGGGGGCAAGAGGAAACCCACCUAUACAGACCCAGAAGUUGAAAUCUGAGUUUCAGAAAUGACUUUAUCAAGUGACCGGACAUUUAUAGAUGGCAACUUUGCAAACUACAGUCACCUCAGAGCUGCAAGCUGGUGGUUAUUCAGUACACUAAAAGAGACUAGGGCAAAUAACUCUUGCUUGUGAGUAAAUGUUUACUGGUUCUUGUCUAUUACUGAGCAAUAUAGUGUAGUACAAAUAGUUCCAAAAUUAAAGGAUAAUGCAAGACAUCACCUGUUUCGUGUCCAGUUUCCAGAUUGUGAGCUGGGAUGUGAGUUGCAGCUUUGUUCCUUAGAAGCCCAUGGAGAUUUCCUGCAGUUAGUUAAUUCUGCCACUCUCAGGGUUAAUUCAUGCAAACCCCUGGUCUGUACUUUUGGCUGUUCCCCCAUGUCUCCAUGAGGGCACUGAGCCAGGAACAUGCAGUCAGGCCCUUUACAUAUCCAUGCUGCCAUAGGGAUCAGGGUCUCACUUUCCAAGGCUGCCCAGAAACCAAUGGGAUUUCUCUGCAUAUCACAUCCAUAUGAUAAAGACGGCCACUCUGAAGGUGCUUCACCUUGAACUCAUGAUGCAGAAUAAACUCUGUGACCAGCAUGGUUGCGGGUCUUUCUCACUAUGUGUGGCCUGGUAGUUCUGUUUUCUCAGUACGGCCUGGCCUAGGCCAGGAUUUUUUUUGUCAGUUAUGCAAGUUAGAAAAAAAUGCCUUGAAAAUUGGUAUAUCUAAGGUCAUUUUUAGAUUCCCUGGGAAUCUAUACUGUGUGAGCAUUUCAUGUACUAUGUGCUGGAUAAUAACAGGAGGAUUCUGUUCUUAUUAAACGAACCUGCCUCUUCAUUAAAGCAACUGUUUAUAGAACUACUCCAACCAUACCUUAAUGUUCCUAGCCAUGUGCACACAGAUUGACUUCCCAGUUUCUCCUCCAAACUCUUGUCGCCUGCAACCUAUUCUCCUCCCUUCAUGGUCCAUGUGCAUUGCUACAAUGGGAAUUAUAGAUUCCAAGGCCAGAAGAGACCAUUGUGAUCAUCUAGUCUGACAUCCCAUAUAACAUAGGCCAUAGAAUUUCACCCAGUAGUUCCUGCCCCGAAGACAGUCCUACAAAGAAUCAAACCCAAGAAUAUUAACAAUAAAAAUAAAUUCCUUAAUGUUUUGCUUUUGACUGUAACUAUCACAGCUCAUAAAACAUCAUAGUCUGUAAUCUCUGCAGCUCAAUACAGUGUGAGACCUCUAAUGCCUUGUAAACUGGAACAUGUAAUGGGAUUAGGACUAAAAUGUACCAAGGCAGCUAAUUUUUCAUUCACUAUUAAUAUUUAUAGGCUCUUCUAAAUAUAUUUCACAAGUUUCAAUAACAACCUAGUAACCUGAUGUGGCAUUUUAGCAAUUUAUAAUCACCUUCUGUAACAGGGAUCUGAAUUAAUCUUUAUACAUCUCAUUAGUAUAGCUAUCACAGAUCUUUUACAAGGCAAUUGGCUUUCAGCAGCCUUCAUUUAAUUUAAUUU